Molecule: messenger RNA, 1998 nt
Organism: Cucurbitaria berberidis CBS 394.84
Lineage: Eukaryota; Fungi; Ascomycota; Dothideomycetes; Pleosporales; Cucurbitariaceae
Exons: 2
Coding region: 229-1773 (514 amino acids)
Biological process (GO): mRNA cis splicing, via spliceosome; regulation of alternative mRNA splicing, via spliceosome
Cellular component (GO): U2-type prespliceosome; U2 snRNP; catalytic step 2 spliceosome
Molecular function (GO): RNA binding
Source: RefSeq, a predicted model, not a curated record
AGUCUAUCUUCAAAACAAUUCGCACAAUCAAGAUUGAUGACGGUCACGGCAAGCUAAUGUGUGGAAUAUAUUGCGCCGUGGAACAUUUCCAGGUGGCUUGACGCCACAGCUGUGGCUGGUGCCACGGGGAAUGAAUGAUCCGCGUGCCUGCCGUUUGGAAUCUUUACCUCGAGCUCUCCAACCACAACUAUCAGCUCGCCGCCCGAUCGCAAGGCAGUAUAACCCGCAAUGGCCAACCCUAACGGCGACGGAGCUGCCGCAGGCGCCUACGAGCUCAGUGUCAAGCCCCCAUCGAACGUCGUCAUCCCUCCGCCAAACGUGCGCGAGAACGUUGCCAAAACCGCCGACUUCAUCAACCGCAGAGGCGACGCGAACCUACCGCCGCUGAAACUGCGUGUCGCGGGCGACUCCAAAAGCAGCCUACAAUUCGUCCUCGAUGAUGACCCAUACAAUGACUACUUUUUGUGGUAUCUUCAGCAGUUGAAGGAGGGUCAUGGGCCUUCUGCAAAUCAGAGUGCACAGCCGGUGGUAGAGAAGCCCAAGGGCCCCCCAGAACCUCCCAACUUCCGCUUCUCUGCGCGCAUGCCCACCAUUAGCGCAAAAGAUCUUGAGGUGUUGAAGCUGACAGCUCUAUACACGGCGCGCGUUGGCGAGAACUGGCUGAAAGAGUUGCGCAACCGUGAGUCUGGCAACUUCCAGUUCGACUUCCUUCGACCGAAUCACAGCCUUUUCCAGUUGUUCCGAUCGCUUGUCGGGCAGUACAAGAUCCUCCUGGAAGAAGAAGCAACGGUUGAGGCUCGCAUCGAGGAGUUGCAGCGCAACAUCAACAAUCGAUUCCACAUUCUGGAUCGGGCGAAACAGCGCGCUGACUACGUCAAGUACGUGACAGCUCAGAAGGAGAAGGAGGUCAGAAAAGCCGAAGAUGAGAAUAGGGAAUUUGCGAGUAUUGACUGGCAUGAUUUCACCGUCAUUGCAACUGUACUGUUCGACGAAGCAGACGAUGCAGCUGAUCUCCCUCCGCCAGCGCUGCUCAAUGACCUGCAAUCCCAGUCACUCGAGCAGAAGGCUAUGGUCUCGCUCUCCACGAGACGCCUCGAGGAAGCCAUGCCCGACGAGUCCACCUACUACAACGCCACCCAGCACCAUGGACCGCCACCGCCGAUGCAACCAAGCUAUGUCCCAAUGGCGCCACCUGUUCAAGCACCGUAUGGAGCAUAUGCACCGCCUCCUCAGGAUUACAGGGCUCCGGCACAGGUAGCGCGCGAGGAAGACCAGGCGCGACUGGCGAGAGAACACCAGGCCGAAAGUGAUCAGAGAGCGCGUGCCCAGGCUGCGGCGAGGGGAGCGCCCGGUCGCAUUGUCACAGACUACGUCCCCCGCGGCGCCGCGAAGAGGGGCAACGUUCAAAUGGCUGUUUGCCCUAACUGCAAGCAAAACAUUCCCUCGAAUGAGAUGGAUGAGCAUAUUCGAAUCGAACUGCUAGACCCGCGCUGGAAGGAACAGCGGGAGAAGGCCGAAGCUCGAUACUCCACCACGAUCAACACCGCUGACAUUUCGACCAACCUCAAGCGCCUCGUUAGCCAGCGCGACGAUAUCUACGACGGUGCCACCGGCCUACCCAUAUCUGCUGAGGAAGAAGCUCGAAGGAAAAGAGCGGCAAUAUCAUACGAUGGACAGCCAGACCCUGUCAAAGAUGCUGCUCGUCUUUCGCAGAUGCAGAGCAUGAACGUGCAGGAACAGCUUCGAAGGAUCCACGAAAAGCAUCGCCAGUAGAACACGAGUAAGUGUAGAUCUAUUCCUCUCUCGAGUACCAUUUCUUUUUCUCUUGAUACCAUGCAUUGGCGAUGGAGAGUACUAUCUACUGCAUAUGGCGGGAGUUUGGGAGUUUGUAAACAAUUUGUAUACCCCUGCAGAGUGGGGCGAGAGGUCCAAAGCGCUUCCGUGUAUAACAGCUCCAGGCCCCUGGCCUAAUCAGAAUAUAAUUUUCUCAAAGGCAGU